Actinia tenebrosa (Australian red waratah sea anemone) is the source of this 7055-nucleotide messenger RNA. RefSeq names its product phospholipid-transporting ATPase ABCA1. Gene Ontology annotation, cellular component: intracellular membrane-bounded organelle; membrane. Gene Ontology annotation, biological process: lipid transport; transmembrane transport. The record is from RefSeq and is a predicted model, not a curated record. Gene Ontology annotation, molecular function: ATP hydrolysis activity; lipid carrier activity; ABC-type transporter activity. Lineage: Eukaryota; Metazoa; Cnidaria; Anthozoa; Actiniaria; Actiniidae.
GGUCAGACUUUAACUGGUGGYGAAGUAAAGAGGUUCCUAUGUGAURAUAAUUCCCCCAUUGCAAUUGAUAAACUGAUUCAACUCAGYCAAAGAAACAUGACUGAAGUCAAAUCUGCUAUCUGUUCUYUGGAUAAUGCAAAGCUUCAGAAUCUUGCCAAUGAACUGAGGAGGCAAAUACAAGUGCCAGCCUUGCCCAAUGCUACAGCACRACUUAAUUUGUUGGAAAUACAGAGAAGACUUACCAAGGACCUGCAGGACUUAUCUCAAGAUGGCUUGGCAUUGGUACCAUUAGAAAAGCUGCUCUCAGACUAUACAGACAUAUCAAGUAGCUUGGGUUCUGGAGGCAAUUUCAACGAUUUUGUUUGUAGCGGAAGAUGGAGAAGAAGAACUGACCAGCCUUUUAAUAGGAGUCGGCAGCUGCCUUUGGAGAGUACUUUAGGUCUUGGUGCGGCAGCAACAGCAGCAAGAAAUAGCACAAGACUAAGUUGUCUUCAAAAUGUCAGGACAUAUUAUCCAGAUUACUUGAAGCARCUUGAUAAUAAAACGGCAGCAAAACAUCGAGACCAGUGUGCCCUGAUUGAUCCUAAGGCCAGAGUUGAUUGUGGAUGGCCUGGCAUGAAACCAUCAGAAUGUGUKAAGAUGGGCUGUUGUUUUGAUAGUACUGUAAAAAACGCAUAUUACUGUUUCUACAAACCAAGAAAGGCCGAAUGUGGUUGUCUAGUUAGUUUAGUCACUCUCAGUGCCUCAGGAGUAUCGGGUCAGACACAGAAAGCAGCCUUUGAUCGCGGUUUUGUACAGCUAGCGCAGUUGUUCCUAAAGGGAGAGGUUCUCUACACUCCUGAUAAUCCAACCACUAGAGAUAUCAUCAACAAGGUCAAAAGCGAGCUGUCUGAUAUUGGACUGAUUGAACAGUUCGCUGAAUGGUGGGUCAACAACUCUGACACCAUCAGWGAAAGUGUGCUGAAUGCAAAUCAAAUCUACCAAAGAGUCAUGGAAUUGUCCAGAAAUCUGAGUGGAAAUGCUACAGCGAGACAGAAUUUGAUGAACCUGACAAGACAAUUCAACAUACCAGUAUUUGAAAACUUGCAGCGGUUGGCCAACAUGUCUCGCAUGAUUCCUUCGCUUGCCAAUGGUAACAACAGCAUGAAUGUGAGUCUACUGCUCGACAGCAUUGAUAACGUGUUCAGGGAGGUCRUYGCCAUCUACAAGUGCAUUCAACAUGAAUAUUUCGUUGGGUAUGCGAACGAGGACUCGUUAGUGAGACGAGCAAUGAAUACAUCACAGGCCCCUGUUAUUGCAAGUCUGGUUUUUGAAAAUCUCAAUGAUGAUAAAAUGCCUAAACAUGUCAAGUACAAGAUACGACAGGAUAUUGAUUACACCCCGAGGACAGACAGAAUACGAGGAUGGUACUGGAGACCAGGCCCUCGUGAAGGAUUUACUARCAACGGCUAUUUGAACUUUGGAUUUCUGUUCCUCCAAGAUCUAAUUGACCGUGCGCUAUCAAGUGCGAUGCUUAACGAAACCAUCUUCGAGCCAGGAGUCUACCUACAGCCAUUCCCUUAUCCAUGUUACAUUCAUGACAGGUUUGUUUGGUACAUCAGUGGACCCAUGCCAUUACUCAUGACAUUGGCAUGGAUAUACAGCGUGGCCAUGAUCAUUAAGGGAAUCGUGUACGAGAAGGAGAGGAGGUUAACCGAAGUCAUGAAGGUGAUGGGUCUAGGUAGGACAGUCCAYUGGUGCGCAUGGUUUAUCAACAGUGCGAUAAUCAUGCUCAUCACCAUAUUCCUCUUGGUUUUCACCAUGAAAUAUGGCAAAAUCCUGCAAAACAGUGAUCCACUUAUCGUGAUAAUCUUCCUGGUGGUAUUCAUGAUAUCUACAAUCAUGAUGUGUUUCCUGAUCAGCGUGUUCUUCUCGCGCGCAAACGUGGCCGCAGCCUGUGGGGGAAUAAUCUUCUUYGUGACAUACCUACCGUACUCGCUGGUCCGGUGGUACGAAGCAUUUAUGACGACAAGUGAGAAGGCAGUCGCGUGUCUYUCUUCGACCACAGCAUUUGGCGUGGCUUGCAGUUACUUUGCCAGGUACGAAGAGCAAGGGGUAGGGAUGCAAUGGUCCAACUUCUACUCCAGUCCAAUAGAAGGCGAUGGAUUUAGCCUUGGCUACGCCUUGAGUAUGAUGAUGAUCGAUGCUAUUCUGUAUGGUAUUCUCACGUGGUAUAUCGAAGCUGUCAGACCAGGUCAGUAUGGUAUCGCCAAGCCUUGGUACUUCCCAUUCCUCAAGACUUACUGGUUUCCUGAUGAUCAAAAAUCUGGACAACAGUCAAGUCAUAGCUCUAACAACUCCGCACGAUCUCAAUCUGGACAAUCUGGAUCUGCUGGUCAAGAUAGAAACAUGGCUUCUGGUAUGGACGAGGUUAGUUUUAACAACGAAGACCAGACCAACGAGGAUGUUGCAGUAGAGAGUGAGCCAAGUCACCUUCCUCUUGGAGUUUCCAUCCAUGGGCUUGUCAAGAUUUACACAGAAGACAACAAACUGGCUGUCGAUGGUCUCAACCUCAAYCUCUAYGAAGGACAAAUAACCUCCUUUCUUGGACACAAUGGUGCGGGCAAGACYACUACCAUGUCUAUYCUUACUGGUCUUUACUCACCUACAUCUGGGACGGCGCUGAUCAGUGGGAUGGACAUUCGUUCUGAUAUGGAUGGCAUUAGGAAGAGCCUGGGCAUGUGCCCGCAGCACAAUGUCUUGUUCGACCAGCUGUCUGUCGAGGAACAUCUCUGGUUUUACUCCUUGUUGAAGGGGAUGGAGAAAGCCAACAUAGGUGCAGAAAUUGAGAAAUUUCUAAAAGACAUCGGUCUAGAGCACAAAAGGCAUGAACUCGCAGGCAAUCUGUCUGGUGGAAUGAAGCGUAAGCUUUCUGUUGCAUUGGCAUUUAUUGCUGGGUCUAAAGUGGUUAUUCUGGAUGAGCCCACAGCUGGGGUGGACCCUUAUGCUCGAAGAGGCAUUUGGGAUCUACUUCUCAAAUACAAGCAAGGUCGCACAAUCCUAUUAUCCACCCAUCACAUGGACGAAGCAGAUGUCCUUGGUGACCGCGUGGCGAUCAUUUCUCAAGGAAAACUCCAAUGCUGUGGUUCGUCAUUGUUUCUCAAGGGGCAUUAUGGCAAUGGGUAUUACCUAACACUCACCAAAAGGACCCCUGGGGAGCGACCCUCCACAGCAGGCACCAUUCGAGAUGUCAAACUGCAACUAGAGGACCUUACAGAAACAAACUCCAGCUCUACCGAUGAAGGCGUAUUUCUCGACUCUGUGGACGCAGGCUCCGARCGUGACAGCGUAGACUCCAGUAACUCAGACCCUUUUCCAGCCAAUGACACAGAGCUCUUCUGCAGUGAAAACGYGGUCAGUUCAUUCAUCAAGAAGCACAUUCCAACAGCGCAGCUUGUAGAACACGUCGGCUCUGAGUUGACUUACGUAUUACCGACUGAAGCUGCUAAAGAAGGCAAGUUCCAAGACAUGUUCGACGACCUGGACAGGAACCUGGGDAGACUUCACGUCGGCAGCUAUGGUGUCUCUGAUACCACACUGGAAGAGGUUUUUCUUAAAGUAGCGGAAGAAGCGAUGGAUGAGAAAGCAGACACGUUUGCUGCUGAGGUACCCAAGCGUCGAUUCAGCUUCCGUCAUCAUCUCUUCGCCAAAGCGCGCGUACGUGAUAGUUUGUCGGAUAAAUGUGACUUAUUGGACUGUAUGGAGGAAGAAAAUAAUGACACUGAAUUGGAGAGUCCAGUAGAUGCUGUAGAUGGCAGCUUUGACGUYGAUCGUCAAUCCACAGGCCUAAAACUGCUCCUCAGGCAGUUCUGGGCACUGGUAGUCAAACGCUUUCACCACASCCGCCGCAACCGUAAAGCGUUUGUCUCUCAGAUCAUCCUUCCCGCUGUGUUUGUAUGCCUGGCCAUGAUUGUAGCACAGAUUCGUCCAUUCUACGAGAUGCCUCCCAUUAAACUUAGCACUAAGAUGUUCCAAGAGUACGAGCCGUACAAACAUUUCGUCAUGUUCUCCAACGAUGACCCGGUGGACCCAGUAGCCCAGAAUUUGACUGAUACCUUCCUUAACUACCCUGGAAUAGGUACAUCAUGUAUCGAUGGCUCAUGCCCCAAAGGUCCAAUAAACUUUAAGGGAGCCUUGACCCCUCCGGCCAACGUCACACCAGAUUGCUUAUGUGGAACAGGGAUACCUGUGUGCCCUGCUGGGGCCGGGGGUCCAACGCCUCAACACUGGAAGUCUUAUUCUGGAGACAUAUUGCAAAACAUGACUGGAAGAAGCGUUGCWGAUCAUCUUUUGAAGACUUACCAUGAUUAUGUUAAGAAACGAUAUGGCGUCGUAACUUUUGGCGACAAUUUCCGUAAUCUUCCUGACAACAUAAGACUUGCACAAGAUCCUGCGACCAAGAGAUUAGUUACUGCGAGAAACACCAAGGCCUGGUACAACAACAAGGGAUACCAUGCUGUACCAACCUUCUUGAACGUCUUGUCCAACAACAUCUUGCGGGCCAAAGCUAAAGAAAAAGGCUAUGAUCCAACUAAAUUUGGAAUAUCUAUCACUAAUCAUCCAAUGAACUACACUAAAGAACAACUCAAUGACCAGACCGUCAUCAAGCGUGCCGUGGAUGUCCUAGUAGCGAUAUGUGUAGUUUUCGCCUUGUCCUUCGUUCCCGCCAGUUUUGUCGUGUUCCUGGUAAACGAGCGAGCUACCAAAGGAAAACACUUACAUCUAGUCAGCGGUGUUAGGCCAUAUGUCUACUGGAUAGCAAACUUCUUCUGGGACAUGUGCAACUAUUUGGUUCCCGCCAUGCUGUGCGUGCUCAUUUUCUUGGCUUUCAAUGACGAGUCGUACACAUCUGCAAUGAAUUUCCCUCCCACGCUUUGCUUAUUACUACUUUAUGGCUGGGCCAUUACACCACUAAUGUAUCCAGCAUCGUACCUGUUUACAGURUCCAGUACAGCAUAUAUUGUCCUCAUCUGCCUCAAUCUGUUCAUCGGUGUCAACUGCACAUUGGCAACAUUUAUUCUAGAACUCUUUCAAGACGACCAGGAGUUGACGGAUAUUAAUGAUUGGCUGAAGGUCAUCUUUCUCGUCUUCCCAAACUACUGCCUUGGACGAGGACUUAUUGAUUUGGCAAAAAACCAGUUCCUUGGAAUCUUCGAUAGAUUUGGACAAAACCUCGUACGACCAGCCUUCAGUUGGGACAUCACAGGACGCAACAUCUUUGCUAUGAUCAUCCAAGGAUUUGUCUUCUUCAUCAUCAACGUUCUCAUUGAAUAUCGAUUCUUCAUCAAACAAAAACCAAUAGAAAACACAAAGAGCCAACUAGAAGAAGAGGACGAUGACGUCAAACGUGAAAGACAACGCGUUGUUAAUGGGACAGGAAGUUGUACCGACGCCAUGAGGCUUGUCAACUUGACCAAGGUUUUCAAGGUUCGCAAGAAGACUAAUGUAGCUGUAAAUCAAUUGUGUGUUGGUGUUUCUAAAGGAGAGUGUUUCGGUUUGCUCGGAGUCAACGGUGCAGGCAAGACAACCACGUUCAAAAUGCUGACUGGAGACAUUCCUGUAACUUCUGGAGAGGCAUACGUUAAUGGCUACAGUGUUCUAUCAAACAUCCAUGAUGCACACCAGACCAUGGGCUACUGUCCUCAGUUUGAUGCACUUGAUGAGCUACUUACAGCCAAAGAGCAUUUGUAUCUAUAUUCACGACUGAGAGGUGUACCAGAGGACAACAUUGAAAAUGUGGUCAAGAAUCUGAUCAAUAAAAUGAACCUGACGCAGUAUCAGGAUGUCUGUGCCGGGAAAUACAGCGGAGGCAACAAGAGGAAAUUGUCCACUGCAAUAGCACUGGUAGGAAACCCAGCUAUUGUAUUCAUGGACGAGCCAACGACAGGUAUGGACCCAAAGGCACGUCGAUUCUUAUGGAACAUCAUCACAGGCAUCGUCAAAGAAGGAAGAACAGUUAUCCUCACCUCCCACAGCAUGGAGGAGUGCGAGGCUCUGUGUAACAGAGUAGCCAUCAUGGUUAAUGGUCAGUUCAAGUGUCUAGGAAGUCCACAGCAUCUGAAAAACAAGUACGGCGAUGGAUAUACAGUAGUGUUAAGGGUGGCUGGACCAAACCCUCAAACAGAGCAGGUCUCUGACUUCAUCAAGACGGUCUUUCCUCGUGCUAUUCUCAAGGAUAAACAUCUUAACAUGCUGGAAUACCAAGUGCCUUCACAAGGCUUGUCAGUGAGCAAGUUGUUUGGUCAGCUUGAAGCAAAUCGGAAAAUAUUUGAUAUYGAAGAUUAUUCUGUCUCACAGACCACACUGGACCAGGUUUUUAUUAACUUCGCAAAAGACCAAACAGAUGGCAUGGAUGAAUCAUUGCAGGUCAAUCAACACCGCCAACACAACAUUGAGCUGAUGACGAUGCGCUAUACUCACUUGGUUGAAGGAGAUGAAUGCACAGUUAAUGUCUAAUAAUCCACUAAUAAUUAUUAUAAUCUAAUAUUUACUUUUAGUGUAAAAAAUAGUUUACACCUAGCAUCCAUUGYGUAAGCUUUUUACUCCAACGAUUCUACUUGAAAAAAGUAAUACUCAAGAGAAUGACAAGAACACUUACAGAAAAAAGGUUCACUUAUUGUUUUUAUUCCUAUACUACUAUUAAUAUUAAAAAAUCAUUAGAGCAUAUUAUAAAGGUAUGAAAGAAACACAAGAAAGUACAUAACAACAAUUUACUUUAAUAAUUUCACAGCAGACCAACUUAUUUGAUUAACAGUUGUCUGUUACCCAUUUACCUGACGUAUUUUGUCUUGAUCAUGGCAUUUACCAUUUUACCCCUCCAGGACCCUGUUUCAUCAAGCUAUUUUUUCUUGUACAAAAUUAUCAGAGCUCCAGGCGGGAAUYGAACCUGACCAAUGAGCUACUGAACCCCUUGGUUGUGAUCAAGUUCCAGAUGGUACAGUAUGGUUAUAGUUAAGUUAUUAGUCUUCCAAAGCUGUGUUCAUAAUGUAUGGCAGAGGGGGGAGGGGAGGGAGGGG